GUCACAAUCUCAAACCACCAAAUAUUCAUUUAAAUAGUUUGAGAACCAAAAACAAGUCCAACAUUUCUCAUUUGUAUUUCACGAAGGAAACAUCAGCAUGAAAUAUUUUCUAUCUAUCAUAUUUGGGGCCUUGUCAUUGACUUCAGCGCAGUAUUUCGGCGAGGACGGUAUAUACGGUGCUGCGCCCAACGGACCCUAUGGACAGCAGAGGCCGCAGCAACAGCAGCAGGCCCAGACCCAGGACUACUUUAACGGUGGUUUUGGCUAUGGCUAUGGGCCAGCUUUUGCCGCCGGCUUGAAUCAGCUGCAAAUGCAACAGCAACAGCAACAGUUGCAACAGCAGCAAUUGGACCCGUAUUUCUAUGGUGGCGGUCCAUACGGAGGUUGAUGGGGGGAAAUCUCUCUCGAGUUCUCGCAGUUGGCCUUCCAGGAGGCACCAGCUAAAGUUCCCAAUUCCCAGGCAAUAAAAUCUACCCCCAAUACCAA
Drosophila pseudoobscura is the source of this 486-nucleotide messenger RNA. Its product is annotated as forkhead box protein O-like. The record is from RefSeq and is a predicted model, not a curated record. Bases 98 to 388 code for a protein of 96 amino acids. Lineage: Eukaryota; Metazoa; Arthropoda; Insecta; Diptera; Drosophilidae. The transcript is spliced from 2 exons.